Aspergillus ochraceoroseus IBT 24754 is the source of this 3632-nucleotide messenger RNA. RefSeq lists its product as uncharacterized. The transcript has 4 exons. Bases 295 to 3459 code for a protein of 1054 amino acids. The record is from RefSeq and is a predicted model, not a curated record. NCBI's taxonomy places the organism in Eukaryota, Fungi, Ascomycota, Eurotiomycetes, Eurotiales, Aspergillaceae.
AAUCAUGCCUGAUUUGUGCAUUCACCGCUUGAGAUCGGGAAAGAGAACAGAAAGUGAUAGCCGAGAAUCCCAAGGAUCUGAUGGCAACCAAAAAACUAGGACCGCUCAGGUUUCUAAAUCCGGACGCUGGAGCUGGGGAUAUUUCGGGUGCCAUGCAGUGCCGACGAACAGCUGGCGUUCGCGAGCUUCUGGGGCUAAUGUUCUUUAAAUACGCAACCCUGGUUCCCUUCCCUCGUUGCAAGUGCCCAGUAUACUUGUCGGAUAGCAAAAGCUCUGCUGGCUCUGCUUUCCACCAUGGGAAUCCCCCAGUAUGACGAGGUGUCGGGCAAUGACCCAAGACCAGAUAUUGCCGAAGAAUCCAUUCGACGGUUUGGGCCACUGAAUACUUUGGACGAUUUGAUCCGCUUGCGAGCAGCAGAUGCAGUCCAGGAGCCGAUACUCGCCUAUCCCAGACCGCCGGAAAAUAAUACCGUCUCCUAUGAGUACUUCACCGGCGAAGACUUGGAUUGCCUGGUUGACCAAACCGUGUGCCACCUGAUGGGCUGUGGGUUUAAGCCGCCCCAGAAAGAUGGAGAGAUCAUUGCCCUCCUUACGCUUUCCGAUCUCAACAUGGUAUUUACCUUCUUCGCCCUGAGCCGCAUGGGAUACACCGUGAUGAUGCUCUCUCCACGUCUGUCUGCAGCGGCCUGUGUGUCCCUGCUCGAGACAGUAGGUUGUGAAACGAUCCUGUACGGCCGGACCCCCCAAAUCCGGACGACCAUGGGAGAUAUUCUCCGGCUGAAGAUUGUGACUUGUCGGCCCAUCAUCGAGUGCCCUGAUCGGGAAGAAGCUUCAGACGGUCCGGCCGUCCUGGUGCUCAACCGCAGCCGCAACCGUGAGGCCCAACGGAACAAGAUUGCCCUCAUUCUUCAUUCGUCGGGCUCGACUGGCACCCCUAAACCCCUGUUCUUAAGCCACAAGGCUCUGAUGACCCAUCCGCUGCGAGGAUUGGGCCUCACCUCGUUUAACUCGCUACCGUGGUACCACCUCCAUGGGUUGUCAACCGCAUUGCAAGCGAUGUAUAUGAGAAAGGUAGCCUUCAUGUGGGAUGCAUCCCUGCCUCUCACGGUUCACUCAGUGGUAGCCGCUCUCGAAGCAGCCCAGCCAGAGUCGGUCCAGGGGGUUCCAUACCUUCUCCAACUUCUCGUCGACAGUGCAAGAGGCUUGGAUGCUCUUCGAUCCUGUAAACUUGUUAGCUACGGCGGUGCGCCUUGCCCGGAUGACCUGGGGGAUCGGCUAGUCGCCGAGGGAGUGCGAUUUGGAGGAUCCUUCGGCUUAACGGAAGCUGGUCUAGUGGCGGAAUCCAUAUCCCGGCCAGUGGACGAUCCGGACUGGAAUUAUAUGCGAUUCUUCGAGAACAUCCGACCGUAUGUCUGGAUGAAGCCGAUAGGAAAUGAGCUCUACGAAUGUGUAUACCUAUCCGGUCACCCGGCGCUUACUACAUCCAAUUCCAACGAGCCCCCCGGGUCUUAUCACUCGCGGGACGUCUUCUCGCCCCAUCCCAGCAUGCCCAACAGGUGGAAGUAUAUCUCGCGGCUGGACGAUAGAAUCACCCUGCUGAAUGGGGAAAAGGUGCUACCGCUCCCCAUCGAGGGCUCGAUUAAGCAAAGUCCGUUGAUUCAAGAAGCCGUCGUUGUCGGGGUGAGCAGGGCCAUGCCCGGUCUCCUCGUCUUUAGAGCCGAGAGCGCCCAGCAUGUCGCCGACGAAGACCUUUUGGAUCUGAUUUGGCCCACGGUUCAGGACGCCAACACCCGCGCCGAGCAGUUCUCCCAGAUUACUCGGGAGAUGGUCUGCAUUUUACCUCGGGGCUCUGUCUGUCCGCAGACCGAUAAAGGCUCCAUGAUCCGCGCACAGGUGUACGUUCGAUACGCCGCCGCAAUUGAGCAGCUAUACGCGCAGCCCGAGGAGCGUCCAGAGGGAGCCCUGCAGCUUGAUCUCGACGCAACCGAGGCCCACCUAAUGCAGCUCUGCAAGACGGAGCUGGGGUUUCCGAUUUCCAGCAAAGACGCCGACUUCUUUACCGAGGGAGUCGAUAGUUUGAAAGCAAUCCAUCUGCGGAGGCUGAUUCUUCGAGACUUCAGGAUCGGAGCCGGGAAAGAUCUCGGCCAGAACAUCGUUUUCGAAGCGGGGAGCGUGGCGCGGUUAGCAAAGCAAAUCCGGGUCCUACAACAGAGUGGUUUGGCUGCAGACGACGAGGAGGAUCCGGUCUCCUCCAUGCAAGGGCUGAUCGAGAAGUACUCGUCAUUCCGAACCCAUUCCCCGAACCCGGAUGCAAUAUCCACUAGGAAAGGCGUUAUUUUGACGGGAGCAACGGGAUCCAUUGGAGCGCACACGCUCUAUCGGCUCCUAAAUGACGAGACCGUGUCGGUGGUGUACUGCCUGACAAGACGGAACAACCCCAAACAAGCAAUCCUUGACGCUCUCGCGCAGAAAGGCCUCAGGGUCUUGGAGGACCGCACGAAACGGAUCGUAGCGCUGAAGAGCGCGCUGGACCAGCCCGACCUCGGCCUGGAGAAGAAGAGUAUGAUAGAAGAGAUGCGCCAGUCGGUAUCCCUGAUCAUCCACACGGCGUGGCCCGUCAAUUUCAACCUCCCGCUCCUGGCAUUCGAGCCACAUAUCAGGGGGCUAUACAACCUCAUUGACUUUUCGUUGACGGUGAAUAUGCCCGCGCCGGCCGUGACGCUUUUCUGCUCGUCGAUCUCCACGGCGUUGGGCGCGCCGGCACGCGAAAUACCAGAAGCCCCGAUCAACAGCCUCGACAGCGCGCUCGAGAUGGGCUACGGCCGCUCGAAAUUAAUCGGCGAACGGAUCGUCAGCAACGCCCGCCAGGCCGGCGCGAGGGCCUUCUCGCUUCGAAUUGGCCAGGUUUCAGGCCACUCCAAAAGGGGCCGGUGGAACGACUCCGAAGCAACCCCGUUGAUGAUCCGGUCGGCAUUAACCCUCAAGGUCCUGCCUGCGCUCGAUACCACCUGUUCAUGGGUCCCGGUGGAUAAGCUUGCCUGUUCCAUGUUGGAGAUUGCGCGAGCCUGCUCCCUCAAUCAUUCCUCUGACGAUGGUGCCGAGUUCGGGGACGAUUCAGUGUAUAACCUGACCAACUCGCGGACCUUUGCCUGGUCUUCCCUGCUGGAUACCCUGCGCCGCAAUGGGUUCGCAUUCAAAACCGUUCCGUUCAAUGAGUGGCUGCAAAGGCUGCGCGAGAGUGCGGCCCAGGGCGAGGAGCUGAUCAACCCUGCCGUAAAGCUAGCAGAUCAUUACGAGUCCAUGUACGGCGGCUCGUCGGCGGCAACGUCGAAAACCUUCCUGACGGAAAAGGCAGAGAGAGACAGUAUGACUUUGCGCAAUGGGCGUCUGAGAAUCAUCCAAGACGGAAUCCUGGCCCGGUACGCCCAAGAUUGGCUGAAGCGGUGGAAAACGGCCUGAGUUGGUGUCUGAUGACGACGAUGAUAAUGCUGAUUUAUGUCCAUAUGAUGCCGAUACCGAUGCUGACGGCCGUGAUUCGGUGCUGAUUUGGUGUGUGUCCUAUAGUGCUGUCUGUCUCUUGCUCUGGUUUUACUACCUUGAUGCUGUUCUUUUUUUUCUCGCCAGUAGUCUCU